CACCACGACGGCGAGGAGGAGGAGGAGGAGGAGUACGGCACUCACACACUCUCUCACACACACACACACACCUCCACACACACACAUUCACACACACGUAACGGAGCACGAGCCCCAAAAAGCAGAAUAACGAGAAGAAGAAGAAGAAGAAGAAGAAGAAGGAAAAAAAUAAACAACAACAGCAAAACUUGAGGCGAACUCGGGCUCGGAGGUCACUUCCACUUUCGCUCUGGAAACUAACUGGUGGACUUUUAUUUUUGAAUUUUUCUUUUUUCCCUCCUUCUCUUCCCUCUCGAAUUUGAUGCUUGUGCUUAACGGGGAGGACGCACGGAUGCGCACGACGCACAAAUAACCCGCUUUGCCUUUUUUUCUCGCCGUUUUUUGCUCUUUUUUCUUCUCCAAAGUUGGCUCCCGUGCCCGCGGCCGCGUUGGAUCCGUCGGCGUACUGCGAGCCCCCUCCGGUGUACAACCCGGAGCUGUGCCCCAACAUGUUGGCGGCGCAGGCCAAGCUCGCGUACCACCUGAACAAGUACUACACGGAGAAGUGCCAGGCGCGCAAGGCGGCCGUGGCCAAGACCAUCCGGGACGUGUGCAAGGUAGUGUCGGACGUGCUGAAGGAGGUGGAGGUGCAGGAGCCGCGCUUCAUCAGCUCCCUCAACGAGCUGGACAACCGGUAUGAGGGCCUCGAGGUGGUCUCGCCCACCGAGUUCGAGGUGGUGCUCUACCUCAACCAGAUGGGCGUCUUCAACUUCGUGGACGACGGCUCGCUGCCCGGCUGCGCCGUGCUGAAGCUGAGCGACGGCAGGAAGCGCAGCAUGUCCCUGUGGGUCGAGUUCAUCACGGCUUCGGGCUACCUGUCGGCGCGCAAGAUCCGCUCGCGCUUCCAGACGCUCGUGGCGCAGGCCGUGGACAAGUGCAGCUACAGGGACGUGGUCAAGAUGGUGGCGGAUACCAGCGAGGUCAAGCUGAGGAUCAGAGACCGCUACGUCGUCCAGAUCACGCCCGCCUUCAAGUGCACGGGCAUCUGGCCGCGCAGCGCGGCGCACUGGCCGCUGCCGCACAUCCCGUGGCCGGGCCCCAACCGCGUUGCCGAGGUCAAGGCCGAGGGCUUCAACCUGCUCUCCAAGGAGUGCUACUCGCUGAACGGCAAGCAGAGCUCGGCGGAGAGCGACGCCUGGGUGCUGCAGUUCGCCGAGGCCGAGAACAGGCUGCUGCUGGGCGGCUGCAGGAAGAAGUGCCUGUCGGUGCUGAAGACGCUGCGCGACCGGCACCUGGAGCUGCCCGGCCAGCCGCUCAACAACUACCACAUGAAGACGCUGCUGUCGUACGAGUGCGAGAAGCACCCGCGCGAGAGCGACUGGGACGAGAACUGCCUGGGCGACCGGCUCAACGGCAUCCUCCUGCAGCUCAUCUCGUGCCUGCAGUGCCGCCGCUGCCCGCACUACUUCCUGCCCAACCUGGACCUUUUCCAAGGCAAGCCGCACUCGGCGCUGGAGAACGCGGCCAAGCAGACGUGGAGGCUGGCCAGGGAGAUACUGACCAACCCCAAAAGCCUGGAGAAGCUCUGAGGUUGAAAAAGAACGAGAGAACAGAACAAAAUAUGAAAGAAAGAAAGUACAUUCUGAUGUGACUUUGGAGACUGGAGAAGGAAAUAUUCACCAACACUAACAGGCCUGGAGAACAUCUGAGGUAAAAAAAAACAACAACAACAAAAAAAAACACCCCAAAAAAAAA
Messenger RNA from Colossoma macropomum (tambaqui), 1734 nucleotides. RefSeq names its product mab-21-like 1 (gene mab21l1). The coding region runs from base 489 to 1568 and encodes 359 amino acids. The transcript has a single exon. The record is from RefSeq and is a predicted model, not a curated record. Lineage: Eukaryota; Metazoa; Chordata; Actinopteri; Characiformes; Serrasalmidae.